Protobothrops mucrosquamatus (brown spotted pit viper) is the source of this 506-nucleotide messenger RNA. RefSeq names its product cadherin-18. The record is from RefSeq and is a predicted model, not a curated record. Lineage: Eukaryota; Metazoa; Chordata; Lepidosauria; Squamata; Viperidae. The coding region runs from base 57 to 506 and encodes 149 amino acids. Gene Ontology annotation, molecular function: calcium ion binding; cadherin binding. The transcript is spliced from 3 exons. Gene Ontology annotation, biological process: cell morphogenesis; cell-cell junction assembly; adherens junction organization. Gene Ontology annotation, cellular component: catenin complex; adherens junction; plasma membrane.
AUAUGUAUUUUAGUGCUCCUUUGGACAAAGUUCUAGCAGAAUGAAUAUUUUAUUACAUGUAUAUCUGUGUUUUACAGCUGCACUCCAAUUCCGACAAAGGUGAUGGAUCAGUCAAAUACAUUCUUACUGGCGAAGGGGCUGGGACUAUCUUUAUUAUUGAUGACACGACGGGAGACAUCCAUUCAACCAAAAGCCUAGAUCGAGAAAAGAAGACACACUAUGUGCUACAUGCCCAAGCUAUUGACAGAUGGACAAACAAACCACUUGAGCCUGAAUCUGAGUUUAUUAUCAAAGUACAAGAUAUCAAUGACAAUGCACCCAAAUUUACAGAUGGACCAUAUAUCGUUACUGUGCCAGAGAUGUCUGAUAUGGGUACCUCAGUUCUUCAGGUGACAGCCACAGAUGCAGAUGAUCCCACCUAUGGAAAUAGUGCCCGAGUUGUUUAUAGUAUUCUUCAGGGACAGCCAUAUUUCUCUGUUGAUCCUAAAACAGGAAUGAGCCCAUGA